This is a messenger RNA of Condylura cristata (star-nosed mole), 258 nucleotides long. RefSeq names its product chromosome unknown open reading frame, human C2orf91. Lineage: Eukaryota; Metazoa; Chordata; Mammalia; Eulipotyphla; Talpidae. The record is from RefSeq and is a predicted model, not a curated record.
AUGUCUCAGGUGCCUCUGAGAGAGAGACACCCUCUCAGCCAGGUACCUGACAAAGUGCAUCUGAUGUCUUCUGCUGUGCAGCUGCCACUGAAUGGGACAGAUCAAAGCAGGAGAGGACCAACAUCUGUGGCCACCAAAGCAAGAAAGAGCUGUCCCAAAUCAUAAAUCUCCAUUGUGUAUUUGUGCAGAUUUUGGAACUCAAGUAAAGGACCUUUCAUUUCAGGUGAAGUUCAUCUUGGUGGGUCUGACCUGGGGUAG